AUGUCUGCUCUCGAUUUAAUCAUUAAACCUGGUUCCGAGCAAAGAUAUUGGCUAUAUUACUGUGGUGUUACGGAGAACAAAUGGCGUAAUGGGCAUAAUGGCAUAGCGAUUGCCAUAUCUGAAAAGGCUCGAUAUUCUCAUAUUGAAUGGAAGUCAGCAAAUAACCGUGUGGCACACGCGCGUUUCAAAGGGUUUUACAAUAUUUCGGUCAUCAAUGUAUAUGCUCUAACUUUAUGCGCAGAUGACAGCGAUAAGAUUAAGUUCUAUGCGGAGCUUCAACUGUUAACAACAUCCUUACAGAGAGGUGACAUCGUCAUAAUCGGGGAACUGGAGUGCGCUCGUAUGUCAUGA
Dracunculus medinensis (Guinea worm) is the source of this 351-nucleotide messenger RNA. The record is from the annotation of a GenBank genome assembly. NCBI's taxonomy places the organism in Eukaryota, Metazoa, Nematoda, Chromadorea, Rhabditida, Dracunculidae.